Messenger RNA from Lutzomyia longipalpis, 861 nucleotides. RefSeq lists its product as uncharacterized. Bases 1 to 861 code for a protein of 286 amino acids. The record is from RefSeq and is a predicted model, not a curated record. NCBI's taxonomy places the organism in Eukaryota, Metazoa, Arthropoda, Insecta, Diptera, Psychodidae. The transcript has 4 exons. Gene Ontology annotation, cellular component: extracellular matrix.
AUGCAGAGCCUCAAGGUUAUUAGUUUCUUCGCUUGUGUCGCCGUUGCAGCCGCAGGAGUGGCACAGAGCUAUGUCCACAGGCACGAUCGUCACCACAGCAUUGGCUAUGGAGGAGGCUACGGUGGUGGCUAUGGAUACGGGGGUGGUUUUGGAGGAGGUGAUGGAGGAUUUGGAGGUGGUGCUGGUGGUGGUUUCGGCGGUGGUGCAGGUGCUGGCUUUGGUGGUGGUGCUGGAGGUGGUGCCGGAGGAUUUGGUGGUGAUGUCGGUGGUGGAUACGGUGGUGGAUAUGGCGAUCAUUACUGGCAUUACCCACAUUACAAAUUCGAUUAUGGAGUAAAAGACUUCCACACUGGUGAUCACAAGAAACAGUGGGAACAGAGGCAUGGUGAUUCAGUGAAAGGCGGAUACUACCUCUACGAACCCGACGGUACCAAGCGUGUGGUUGAGUACGUCGCUGAUAAACAUCAUGGAUUCAAUGCGAUUGUGAAGAAGAUUGGACAUGCUCAUCAUCCACACAUUUACGGAGGGGCUGGAGGAUUUGGUGGAGCAGGCGGGGCUGGAGGAUUCGGUGGAGCUGGCGGUGCUGGAGGAUUCGGUGGAGCUGGUGGUGCUGGAGGAUUUGGUGGAGCUGGUGGUGCUGGAGGGUUCGGAGGCGCAGGGGGUGCUGGUGGAUUUGGGGGAGCCGGUGGAGCUGGUAGCUUCGGAGGUGCCGGAGGGUUCGGUGGAGCGGGAGGUGCUGGAGCUGCUGGAGGUGCCGGAGGAUUUGAUGGAGGUUUCGGUGGCGGCUAUGGAGGAGGAUACGGCUAUGGGGUCCAUGGACAUGGAGCCUACAGCUACAACAACAACAACCUCUACGCAUAA